AUGGCACAGACGCAACAAGGCCGGCCGGCAGUCCUCGUGCCUGACGAUCUGGACAUUCUUUCGUCCACCACAAGCAUCUCCAGUUCGAUCCUCGACUAUCGCCGCGAAAAUGGCAGGACUUAUCAUGCCUACAAAGACGGGAAAUAUGCCCUUCCCAAUGACGAGGCAGAGAAUGAAAGAUUGGCUCCUCCGAAUGAACCUGAUUCCAAGGCCAAACACAUUUUGGAUAUUGGAACUGGUACUGGAAUCUGGGCUAUCGAUUACGCUGAUGAACACCCAGAGGCACAGGUGGUUGGCGUUGAUCUAUCUCCUAUACAACCGGCCUUCGUACCCCCAAACCUGACCUUCAUGAUUGAGGAUAUUGAGGAUGAAUGGAACUACUCUCAGUCGUUUGAUUAUAUUCAUAGUCGGUUCAUGUCAUCUGCACUCGCAAGCUGGACCGACUUUCUCACCAAAUGCUACAAUAACCUUGCACCGGGUGGCUACAUGGAGAUUCAAGAAGCCGACCUGAACCUCCAAUCCGACGAUGGUACUCUCAAGCCCGAUAACGUGAUGCUAAAAUCCCUCCGUCUUUUAACAGAAGCGUCUGUCACGUUCGGUCGUCCGUACCAAGACAUCCCACCUCUUGCAGACAUCAUGAAAGAAGUUGGCUUCGUCGAUGUUGUUGUCAAGCAGUUCAAGUGGCCUAUCAACGGAUGGCCCAAGGACAAGAAGGACAAGCUGUUGGGAGAGUGGUCCUUGAUCAACAUGGCUAGUGGUCUUGAAGCGUUUACCAUGGCACCGCUGACGCGAGCUCAUGGCUGGACGCCUGAGGAAGUAACCCUGUUUUUGAUUGACCAGAGAAAGGCGUUGGCGGAUAAGAAUACCCAUGCUUAUUGGCCUAUGUAA
Molecule: messenger RNA, 888 nt
Organism: Fusarium graminearum PH-1
Lineage: Eukaryota; Fungi; Ascomycota; Sordariomycetes; Hypocreales; Nectriaceae
Exons: 6
Coding region: 1-888 (295 amino acids)
Molecular function (GO): methyltransferase activity
Source: RefSeq, a predicted model, not a curated record